Messenger RNA from Bipolaris victoriae FI3, 225 nucleotides. RefSeq lists its product as hypothetical. The record is from RefSeq and is a predicted model, not a curated record. NCBI's taxonomy places the organism in Eukaryota, Fungi, Ascomycota, Dothideomycetes, Pleosporales, Pleosporaceae. The transcript has a single exon. The annotation marks the transcript as partial.
AGAGUGUUUAAUGACAAAGGGCAUGUUAUGAAACGGGUUACUAGAAAUAAUCAUUAUGAUAUAUAUGAAAUUGAGGGAAGCUUAGAAGUACAACGGCAGCUACUGUUGAAACUAGCAGAGCGAGAAAAUACAAGAAUAGAAAACUUUAAAAGCGAGAGAACAUCUUCCGUCGAAAGUCUGGAGAGCUUAAAAGUAGACAUAGUUCAAGCAAUACAAAAGACAUAG